AUGAGUACCACAUCUCCAAACAGCCAAUCGAAUGCGCCUUCACCGAUAUGCUUCGGUACGCUUUGUGAAGUUCGGGCCAAAUCGGCUGGCUCCCUGGACGCCGAGUCGACUCCAAAAUCUAAUGGAAGUCAUCGACUGGUAAUUCGAGACCCGGAUUUCUUCCUGUUCGGUAUUCACGUACACGAUAGCAUUCAGGGUUUCACGGUGCCUGACUCAAACACAUUCGUCAUGAUUGACAUCAUCACGGCGAAGAAGUUGGAAGCUCUCAAGGAACAAGCUGGUGUUUUCACCAAGGCUGUGGUCGAGUCAAAGGCUGUGAAAGGACUCUCCCGAAAGUCGGCAAAGUCGCCAUUCGAAAUAUCUGUGAACAUAUAUGGAUAUGAAUUAGACGCUCGAGAUAUCGGACAACAACUUUCUAAAGUCGGAGCGUUCCUGCAGCACCCAUUCUACCUCGAGGAAGGUGUGGAGUACUUGAACCCGCAGUUCUUUCAUCCACAAGACGGACCAAGGUACAUGACCCAUCUAGUUGGUAUGGACGAGCCCAAAUUCCAAGCAAAGGUAUUCUCAGACGUGGUGGAAGGUGUCUUAUCUUCUCUCGACAAUGGGUUGCCAAACCUAGGUAUCAAUGAUCCAGAAAUCAUUUUAACGGAUGAUCUCAUAACUCCCCUUCAAGAUCACCAAAAGACGGCUUUGUCAUUCAUCCUACGUCGUGAAACCCCCGAAUACUGUCAGCAAGUUGGUAGGGAGCUUCUGUUCCAUACCCGUGUCCCGUAA
This is a messenger RNA of Fusarium graminearum PH-1, 774 nucleotides long. RefSeq lists its product as uncharacterized. Lineage: Eukaryota; Fungi; Ascomycota; Sordariomycetes; Hypocreales; Nectriaceae. The record is from RefSeq and is a predicted model, not a curated record. The transcript has 3 exons. The coding region runs from base 1 to 774 and encodes 257 amino acids.